AAAAUAGCAGCACACGGUCAAACCAAUGCUCCAAUGCUUAACCCCUAUCCCCAAAACACGACCACUGCCUACUGGAGAAGAUAAAAUCCCCGCAGAUGAGAUUUCCAUCUCCAGCAAGCUCCGACGUCCCUCUCCGCCGGACUCGACUCCCACGUCGCAUCCGAAAACCACCACUGUCCCCCCUUCUCUGACCAAUUCAUUGCUGGAAUCCACUAUAUAUUAGACAUAUACCUCCUUACCAAGUCUGACACUUCAGUAUUUAUUUCUAUCGCGGAUCUACUGCUCAGCUUUCCCUCGCCGGUACAUUUCUCCAGUUCGCCUCAGAUCUAUUUCCUCUACAAUUUCUAUUUUUUUUCUUUUUUUUUUUAAAUUUUGAAUGCCAAGGUUGAGAUUGUUUGGAGUCCUGGGUUAAUAUUUUUUCAUUUACAUUUCGGAAUUUCAUUGGUUUGUCGGUGGAAGAUUUAACCAGGGUAAUUUGGUAUUGUGAUUUUGUGGUAUUUGUUUUGUAGUUGGAUUUCAAUGGAGGUUUUUUGUCUAUAAGUGUACGAUUUGUCGGCUUCUGAUUUUUAUCUUUAUCUUUAUCGGCGUAUCAAAGAAAUUGUGCUUUUUUAGCAUUUUUGUUUGGGUGUUGUUCUUCUUUUGCAUCUACUGAUGAUUUGAUCCAUCUUCUAUGCAAACGUUGGGAAAGUUUGCUUUCUUGAGGUUGAGGUUUGGAGCUUCCUGGUGAUAUAUAUGUUUGAUUUUUGGAAAUCAAUCAUGUUGAAGAAAUGCCCUAGCGGAAACCAGAGGACAAAAGGUCUCAAGGUUAAGCAUGCUGUUCAGAUAUGCCUGCUAAUUGUCAUUGGCGUAUGGUUGCUUUACAAAGUGGAGCACUCACAUGCCAAGAAGGAAGGUUAUGAAGAGAGUUCUGUAGAAAUAUCAGAAAAGAUGCAGAGCAAGUAUGGAAUCUUAAAAUUUGGGAGGAAACACCUGCAACCAAAAGUAGAGGAAAUGGAGAAGGCCAUGGACAACAAGAGACAUGGUGAGAAAGAAGAAGAAGAAGAACCAGGAGAAAAGGAUGAAGAAGUUAAACCUGAAGCAAGGGAGGACGAAGAAGGACUGGGUAGAGAUGAUGAGAUAGAUGGGCAUGAUCAAGAUGAUGCUGAAGAGGAAGAAAUUGAGAAAUUGGAGGAUUUCCUUGACGAAGACUUGAAGGAUAGGGAAGAUGAAAAUGAAGAGCAAGACACCGAAGAGGACGAUGAUAUCGAGGACACGGUUUCAUCUGAGGAUGGAGCUGAGAGAACUGCUCGGGAGGAACAAGAAGAUCAUCACAAGGGGAAUGAUGCCUCCACGGCUAUGGUCCAGAAAUUAAAAGCAAUGACCACUGAAACUGAAAAUAGGGAGGAUUGAACUCUUAAGGACCUUAUCAUGGUUUAGUACUGGGAGAGCAAAUGCUCUUUGCAUAUAAGCCUGUUCCUUUUUCUCUUAUUUUUUUCAACUUUUCUAGUGUAUAAUCUAUGAAGGUAAAAUGAAAACAAAUGUACAGAGGCUUUGCUUUAUUUUGCUGGACAGUCACUGAUGCUUCAAUCAUUUGACAAUCAAAGAUUGAGGUGGUUAGUGCAUAAAUGAGAAAGUAAGAAGAUAUGUCGAUGCUUUUAA
Molecule: messenger RNA, 1638 nt
Organism: Malania oleifera
Lineage: Eukaryota; Viridiplantae; Streptophyta; Magnoliopsida; Santalales; Ximeniaceae
Exons: 2
Coding region: 733-1389 (218 amino acids)
Source: RefSeq, a predicted model, not a curated record